AUGCCGGCUGCUACCAUCCCGAUCGUGAAGAAGCGGACGAAGAAGUUUGCUCGCCACCAGUCUGACCGCUUCAAGCGUGUUGGUUCUUCGUGGCGCAAGCCCAAGGGUAUCGACAACGCUGUCCGCCGUCGCUUCAAGGGCACCAUCCGCAUGCCCAAGAUCGGCUACGGCUCGAACAAGAAGACCCGCCACAUCAUGCCGAAUGGUUACCGCCGCUUCGUUGUUGCGAACACCAGCGACAUUGAGCUCCUCUUGAUGCACAACAACACCUUCGCUGCUGAGAUUGCCCACAACGUGAGCAGCAAGAAGCGCAUCCAGAUCCUCGAGAAGGCUAAGAUUCUCGGUGUCCGUGUUACCAACGCCAACGCGCGCGUUCGCGCCCAGGAGGCGUAA
This is a messenger RNA of Malassezia pachydermatis, 393 nucleotides long. Its product is annotated as 60s ribosomal protein l32. Gene Ontology annotation, molecular function: structural constituent of ribosome. NCBI's taxonomy places the organism in Eukaryota, Fungi, Basidiomycota, Malasseziomycetes, Malasseziales, Malasseziaceae. The transcript is spliced from 3 exons. Bases 1 to 393 code for a protein of 130 amino acids. The record is from RefSeq and is a predicted model, not a curated record. Gene Ontology annotation, cellular component: ribosome; cytosolic large ribosomal subunit. Gene Ontology annotation, biological process: translation.